AUGCUCAUGCUCCCCACACGCCCACACGCCUCAGCGCAGCCUCAUCCGCUGCUGGCCCCUGUCCGUGGCUCUCGGCGCGUUGCAAUUCCCCCUACGGCAAGUCGAAAGCAGCUGCAUCGCCGGCUUGUGCGUUUCAGGCCGUCUGCCGCCGUAUCUUUCACCAUCGCUCGUGACCGCGCAUCGAGGCCUCAACAGCCGGCCACCUCCGAACCGGCAUGGCAGGACGACGCAGGACGACGCAGAAACGACGUGCAUGCUCGUAUUCCGGUGCAUGGACCGAGUGAACAUCACCACGGAACGGCUCGAAGGCCCUCUAUCUCUACCUGCCUUCCCAUUUCCGUCUAG
Aplosporella prunicola CBS 121167 is the source of this 345-nucleotide messenger RNA. RefSeq lists its product as uncharacterized. The transcript has a single exon. NCBI's taxonomy places the organism in Eukaryota, Fungi, Ascomycota, Dothideomycetes, Botryosphaeriales, Aplosporellaceae. Bases 1 to 345 code for a protein of 114 amino acids. The record is from RefSeq and is a predicted model, not a curated record.